Larimichthys crocea (large yellow croaker) is the source of this 1196-nucleotide messenger RNA. RefSeq names its product FUN14 domain containing 1 (gene fundc1). The coding region runs from base 65 to 574 and encodes 169 amino acids. The transcript has 5 exons. Gene Ontology annotation, cellular component: mitochondrial outer membrane. The record is from RefSeq and is a predicted model, not a curated record. Lineage: Eukaryota; Metazoa; Chordata; Actinopteri; Sciaenidae. Gene Ontology annotation, biological process: autophagy of mitochondrion.
AUAUUGUCACAGUGUACAGGCAGACGUGCUCCAGUCAGUGUGUUUUACUUUGACCGUCCAAAUUAUGCAAAUGACGUCGGACGUGCAGGCAGCUGAGGACAGAGCAGUGCACUCCAAAAUGGCGAACCGCGACAAGGAUCUGGAAGGGGAGAUUUACGACAAAGUCGUAGACCUGACAGAAUAUGCCAAACGUCAGCGAUGGUGGAAUCGUCUUUUCGGGACAAACUCGGGCCCCGUAGCAGAGAAAUACUCCGUGGCCACGCAGAUAGCCAUAGGAGGAGUGAGUGGAUGGUGUGUAGGAUAUCUCUUCCAGAAGGUUGGAAAGGUUGCUGCUACAUCUGUAGGGGGAGGUCUUCUGCUGUUGCAGAUAGCUAACAAUUCUGGCUAUAUCCAAGUGGACUGGAAGAGAGUAGAGAAGGAUGUCAACAAAGCUAAGAAACAGUUAAAGAAGGGUACCAAUCAGGCAGGCCCAGAGCUGAACACAUUUGUUGAGAAGUCCACAGAGUUUGUGAAGAAAAACAUUGUUGUCACGAGUGGUUUCAUUGGAGGAUUCCUGCUCGGCCUGGCAUCUUAGGGUCUUGCCAGAUGUGACAAGUGUGUGUUUCUUUGAUGACAUGAAAACUGUAGGGAAAAAUGACAAAUUAUUGCCGGAUGGUUUUUAAGUGUUUAAUGGCAGGAAGCAACCAAUUUGAGAUUAGUUAGUAGCUGUGUGUUUCUACACAAGCUGCACGUCCUUUUUGCUACUUAAAUACUGUGUACCACCAUGUGACAAGCACUGUCCAUCUGAUGUGGGACUUCUUGGUUUGACCAGAAUGACCCACUUAAAAUACUCCAGUUUCCAAGCCAAAUAAUAAUUAUACAUAUCAUGCAAAAUUAAUCAAAGUGUUUCAGAAUAUUUAAAUUUUUGUAUUUAUUUAUUUCCACCAAACUGGCAUUGUACCACAAUGGAAGAAUAUGCACUGUUAUUGCUGCCAUGUUGCACACAAUGAAGCCAAGUGCAAGUAGAUUUAAAUUAACCUUCACAUGGCAGGUGAAGCCCAUAGGACUCCGUCAGUGCCACUGUUGUAUUUUUCAUUUCCAGAUAUCAUAAUCAGAGAGAUAUUUGAUUGUUAUGCCUUUUGUAGAGGUGCUACAUGUUUGAUGGAUCAUGUCAGCCUCAUCUCUUUUUUUUUUUUUUUUUUUUUUUUUUUUUUUUU